Molecule: messenger RNA, 2711 nt
Organism: Symbiodinium necroappetens
Lineage: Eukaryota; Dinophyceae; Suessiales; Symbiodiniaceae
Source: the annotation of a GenBank genome assembly
AUGGCCCCGUCCCCCGGCUUCGUCGCGCGUCUCCUGCUGGCCCUGAGCUGUUCUGCACUGCCUGCCCUGACGUCGUUGGCGCUCUUCGGCAGGCGUGCCCCGCACGAAGCCUCCCCGCCGCACAGGCUUGUCGCGCCACUGAAUCGCCACCGGCGGCGGGAGCUCACAGCCUUCCUCAACUCUUGCAACUGGCCGCCUGUGGAUCCUAGCCCGGAGUGGGACCCCCUGCAUGGACUUGGGCACCGCGGCUGUGUUCGCCUUCGCAGGCCCACUCGCACACUGUUCCGCAAGCAGCGGGCGUCCUGGUGCCGCCAGCCCCGAGCCUGGUCUGGAUGGCCUUACCGCAAUCAGCGCAUUGGGGAGGCGCUCAACCCCGGCCCCGGCGAUCCGCCUCGUGAGCGCUCCCCUGCUCGAGCCAGCAGCUCAAGCCGUGUGUUCUGCCCUGUUCCUGGCUGCCCGUCGGCGGAUGCCUCCACCGCGCGUGGCUGGCCCACCCACGCAUCAAUGCGCCCGCAUCUGGAUGCCCACUCUGGCGGAGUGCUGCGGGGCGCAGUUCCUGCUGACUACUGCCGCACGCAUGGCCUGGACAACUGCUCCGUCUGUGGUAUGCUUGUCGCUGCACGCUUCAACGGAGUACACCCCCGCUGCAGGCCAUCUGCCCGCACAGCUGUGCCAAGCCCAGCGUCGCACCCUGUGGGGGGAGGCAUUGCUCCUGACAUCGACAGCCUGCCGGACCUAGCCACCAUUUUCAGUGCCAAUAUCCCCGUGUUGCGCCAUGUGCCCAAGGCAGCUCGGGGGGCCUGGGCGCAAUGCCUGGCUCGCGCCCUCGCCCAGGUUGCUGGACAUAACUCUCUCCGUGCAUGGCGCGAGCUCCUCAUCCUGCCCAAAACGGUCCUCCGGCCUGCCCCGCGAGGAGGGGCCCGCCGCCGCGAGCAGGCCGCUCGCUUCACACAGCGCUGCUGCGCCCGCUGGCUUGAAGGUGAGCGGGGGGAGCCGUGGUCUGAGAGCCCCGCCCGCCGACCCAAACAGGCUUCCGAGGAAGACGAGGCCGCCGUGCUCGCCCGCCGUCAUGCCCGCUGCAUCUCAUUGGCUGGUGAGGGCGAGCUCUCCCGUGCAUGCGCCGCCCUCGUCGACCCCCCUCUCCUUGCCGAGUCAACCGAAGUGCUCAACUCACUUCGCGCCAAACACCCGCAUGCCAGCCCGGCCCGCCCUGGUCUGCAAUCGCUGGGCCCCCCGUCAAGGAGGGACGUCCCCGACAUCUCAUCCGCGGAGGUGCUCAAGGCUGUUCGGGGGUUUCGGCGCGGUAGCGCCCCUGGCCCCACCGGCCUUCGCGGCGACCAUGUCCGUGAGGCUCUGUCAACCGCCCACGCCGACGAGGUUACAGCACACCUCACCGAGGUCAUCAGGCUUCUAGUGCACGGCGAGGCCCCGCUCGAGCUUGCUCCACACCUGGCGGGGGCUACUCUUCAUGCCAUGCCAAAGGGCGGUGACGAUGUUCGCCCGAUUGCAGUGGGCGAGACUUGGCGCCGUCUCGCCGGCAAAUGCCUGUGCUCCUCGCUGCGCGAGGCCGCCGCCCAGAACCUGUGGCCCCUCCAGGCAGUGGAUGCAGCGCACACCGGCCACGCGGACAAAUGCUUUCUGCAGGUGGACUUUCGGAAUGCUUUCAACACCAUCGACCGAGCGGCCAUGCUCCGUCAAGUCCGCCUGCACAUGCCUGGCCUCGCGCCGCGGGCCGAGUGGUGCUACGACCACCACUCGCGCUUGCUCUUCCACCACUCUCCUCUGCUGUCCGAGGCCGGGGUCCAGCAAGGGGACCCUCUAGGCCCUUUGCUGUUUGCCUUGACUCUGCAACCAGCCCUGCGGGCCGCUGCCGCGGGCGCAGCGGGACAGGUUCCUGAGCUUACUUUCGCCUUCCUUGAUGAUGCCUGUCUCGCGGGCGGCUCUCGCCAAGUUGCUGCCGGCCUGACCCGCCUUGCGGUUAACCACACUGGCGCCACUUGCCUGCUGGGGGCGCCCAUCGGGCCGCAAGCUUACACGGAGGACUACACUCGGACGAAGCGUGUGGAAAAGGCGACUCUUCUUUUGCAGGCUCUGCAGGAGCUGCCCGACCCACAAACCGCGCUCCUCCUCCUUCGCCACUGUGCCGCCUACUGCCGCAUGGUUUUUGCACUGCGCGUGACGCCGCCCCAACUCUUGGCCGGGGCUGCCUGUGACUUUGACUCGGCCGUCCGAGCCUGCCUCGAGCACUUCUGCACCGGGCCGCUUCCUUGCGAGGCGUGGCUCCAGGCCUCCCUCAGCACAGCCAACGGUGGCCUGGGUUUGCGGCACGCGGCUCGACACGCAGCGGCCGCCUACACUGCCUCCCUGAGUGCCGUGCUGCAGCGUUGUUUGGCGCUUGACCCGUCCUACUUGCCCGCCUGGCCCCUCAAUGACAUAACAGUCACCCUCUUCAACGGACAUGUGCUCGCUGCUGACCGUCUCCCGACUCCCGUGCCACCUACCGUGCGACAACAGCAGUUGUCCCAGGCACUAGACCGGGCCGCGGUCCAGCAGCUCCUCACGCCCGGUCCCAACCGCGAGGCUUUCAGAGCCAACCUGCAGCUGCAACGACAGCCUCGGGCGGGAGCAUGGCUCCAGGCUGUCCCGAGUGAGGCGCUAGGCCUUGCCCUCGCCCCAGACAUCUUCCGAGUGCUGGUCAAGCUCCGGCUACG